Parascedosporium putredinis is the source of this 489-nucleotide messenger RNA. Lineage: Eukaryota; Fungi; Ascomycota; Sordariomycetes; Microascales; Microascaceae. The record is from the annotation of a GenBank genome assembly.
AUGUGGUGGUCUAAAUCGUCGCCCGCUCCCUCUGCUAACCCAAAGCCUUCAUCCCUACGAACAAACGAGUUCCUCUUCAGCAGAGACUCCUGGCGAUGGCCGGAUCCCCCACCUGACGUAAACGCACAGAGCACUGCUUUUGCGCCGCAGGAUGACGAAGAGAAUGGCAGUUACAAUCUCUCGAAUACGAAUAAAACAGAACGGACGAAGCGAGAAACUAUUUGCGGUAUUAGGAGAAAGGUCUUUUUCCUCAUCAUUAUCGGUGGCGCGUUGGUGGCUAUUGCCGCCGUUGCGAUAGGAAUCGGUGCCGGCAUUGCGUUUAGCAAGAAGAGGAAGACGAGUGCUUGGGCGCGAGCUGGGAAGCCCGGCGAUUCGGACGCGGAUGGCGACGAGGGCGGCAAAUGCAUCUUGAAGGGUCACAUUGGGGAGAGCGAAAGCGACGGCGACGGCAUCUUCGCGCUUAGGGUCGAUAACCCAAACAAGAUAUGA